Molecule: messenger RNA, 1464 nt
Organism: Trichoderma atroviride IMI 206040
Lineage: Eukaryota; Fungi; Ascomycota; Sordariomycetes; Hypocreales; Hypocreaceae
Biological process (GO): transcription elongation by RNA polymerase II
Cellular component (GO): Cdc73/Paf1 complex
Molecular function (GO): chromatin binding; RNA polymerase II complex binding
Source: RefSeq, a predicted model, not a curated record
AUGUCGUCCUCAGGAGCCCGCUCGGGCGAGCGCGUGAUUCACCAGGACUUCAUCGCGCGAAUCCGCUUCUCAAAUGCUCUGCCUCCGCCGCCCAAUCCCCCGAAGCUGCUCGACAUCCCAAAUACCGGCCUCGCAAGCGGCCAAUACACGACGCCGGGGUUUGCAUCACGUCUGGCGCGAGAGCAGCCGCUCAACAUCGAGGCUGAUGCAGAACUGGGCAUGCCGCUCGACUUGGUGGGAAUGCCGGGCGUCUUUGAUGGGGAUGAACGAUCAAUCCAAGCACCAUCACAGCCAUUAGCCGUCCACCCGCACGAUCGAGCUCUUCUCAGGCCUAUUGCUGCCCUUGGUAAGCCCAAGGUUGCCGAGGCCAACGUCUCUUUCCUCCGCCGAACAGAAUACAUCUCGUCCCUGAUCCCGAAACGCUUCGAGGCAAACCACCCCAGGGCCCUGCUGGCCAAGUCUCGACGACCGGUCAAGCGCCCAGAACCCGCCGCCGACUCUCCGCAGGCCAUCAAGCGCAAGAUCGACAAGGGCUUCGAGGUUGCGGAGCAGGAUCUCAAGGACCCCAAGCGCAUCAAGCAUCCCUCCAAGAAGCACCUCAAGCUCGUCGAUGCCCUGCCCCUGGUGCCCGACCUGGACGCGUUUCCCGACUCUGGUGCUUACGUUACCAUCAAGUUCCUCACGAAUCCCGUCUCAAGCUCCAACGAGUAUGAUAAUCGUCUCCGCAGCGGUCUGUUCAGGCCGAUAGACCGCACGGCGGCCGAGGAAGCAGCUCUCGAGGCCGCCAUGGAGGCCUAUAACCAGGAUCCGGUCAGCAACCCCAAGCCGGCCAACUUGAUGAACUAUGACUUCUACCUUGGCCAGAGCCGUGCCGAUGCCGACCGCUUCCGCCGCAAGUUUGACGUCGACGAUGCAGACCGUGACGAGGAGGACUUGUAUACUCACAGGGGAGACACGGGAGGAUACUUUCAAUUCAACAGGAUCAGGGCGUACGAGACUGCCCAGGAGACGGAGCUCGAUCACCCGACCAAAUAUGAAGAUGAAAUCAUUCUCUCCAUCAACGAGAAAGACACCGACGCUAGCCAAAAGGCUGUUUUCUACUACCCCAUCAUGCAGAGAUCUACCAUCCGCCCCCAACGCACCAGGAACAUUGCGCGCACAAACUACGGCCUUGCUGAGGAUGAUGAGCCGCAAGUCGUCGACCAGCUGGAUCUCACAGUCGAUGAACCGACAGAGGAGAUGAGGGCCGCCAUGAAAAUGUACGCACGACAUCCCAUGGGCUGGGAACAGGACGAAGAAGACGAACUACAUCAGGGCGUUGAGCGGUCUAUCGAGGAGGGCGACGUUGACGCGGAUGGCGAUGCCGAGGGCGAAGACGCUGAUCGUAACGGGGCUUCCAGUCCGGCUGAGAAGUACCAUGAGCGGUCUCCCUCUGCCGAUCGUGAUGCUGAAGGUGAUGAGGAC